This is a messenger RNA of Aethina tumida (small hive beetle), 530 nucleotides long. RefSeq names its product nucleoredoxin-like protein 2. The transcript has 3 exons. Lineage: Eukaryota; Metazoa; Arthropoda; Insecta; Coleoptera; Nitidulidae. Gene Ontology annotation, biological process: photoreceptor cell maintenance; sensory perception. Bases 59 to 496 code for a protein of 145 amino acids. The record is from RefSeq and is a predicted model, not a curated record.
UUGAAGUUUUUGUGUAAUUCGCAUAUUGAAUGGCAAGUGAACCAUUUAUGUUUUGAAGAUGGAUUCUCUUGUCGGUCGAACGUUAUUAGGGAAAGAUGGAACCUUAAAAUCGGUGGAUGAUGCUUUCGAUAAAAAAGUCAAAACAAUAUUAUACUAUUUCACUGCCAGUUAUGUGCACGAGCAAAAACACAUAGCGUAUGCCUUACAAAAUGUUUACAACGAGUCCAAACUUCGUAAUAUCGGCUGGGAGGUGAUUUACGUUACGUCCGACACAAAAGAAACAGAAUUCAUGAAAGAUUUUCAAUCAGAAACGCAUGGAAAUUGGUACGCGUUACCAAUGAAAGACCCUACAGCCUACGAACUGAGAUACAAGUAUAAUAUCACAAACCUUCCAAACAUCGUCGUCGUCAGACUCAACGGAGAUAUUGUCACCACUAACGGAAGAGUGGAAUUAGAAGCUAUUGGCAUGAAUGUAUUAGUGACAUGGGAUAUUUGAAUUGCUUCUAUAAUAAAUAAAAUAACUAAGAUUA